AUGUCCCCGCAAGGGCAGGUCCUGAGCGCCCAUGUGUCAGGCCGGGUGGUGAUGAAGAGCUAUCUGAGUGGCAUGCCUGAGUGCAAGUUUGGAAUGAAUGACAAGAUCGUCAUUGAGAAGCAAGGCAAAGGCACAGCUGAUGAAACAAGCAAGAGCGGGAAGCAAUCAAUUGCCAUUGAUGACUGCACCUUCCACCAGUGUGUGCGACUCAGCAAGUUUGAUUCUGAACGCAGCAUCAGCUUUAUCCCACCAGAUGGAGAAUUUGAACUCAUGAGGUAUCCACCACCAAGGACAUCAUCCUUUCCUUUUCGCGUGAUUUCGGGAAGUGGGACGCACCAAGCUGGAGGUCAAGGUGGUCAUUAA
This is a messenger RNA of Rangifer tarandus platyrhynchus (Svalbard reindeer), 363 nucleotides long. NCBI's taxonomy places the organism in Eukaryota, Metazoa, Chordata, Mammalia, Artiodactyla, Cervidae. The record is from the annotation of a GenBank genome assembly.